Molecule: messenger RNA, 4016 nt
Organism: Polychytrium aggregatum
Lineage: Eukaryota; Fungi; Chytridiomycota; Chytridiomycetes; Polychytriales
Product: P-loop containing nucleoside triphosphate hydrolase protein
Exons: 3
Coding region: 83-3685 (1200 amino acids)
Biological process (GO): spliceosomal complex disassembly
Cellular component (GO): catalytic step 2 spliceosome; intracellular anatomical structure
Molecular function (GO): RNA binding; ATP binding
Source: RefSeq, a predicted model, not a curated record
CUCCGCCCCUGCAGCAAGAUCGUCCAAAAGGGCCGCCUCCGUCUGUUCGCCCGAACGAGUUGCAUCGCCAUCGUAUCUCCAAAUGGCUGAUCUCAAGAAACUCGAGUAUCUGUCGCUGGUGUCCAAGAUCACAAGCGAGCUGCUGAACCAUACCGGUAUCAAUGACAAGGUGUUGGCCGAAUAUAUCAUCCACAUCCACGACACCAGCAGCGAUCUUCCUUCCUUUAAGGCUGCGCUGUCCUCCGCACAGGCCAACUUCCCCGAUGCGUUCGUCACCAACGUGGAUCGUCUGAUUCGGACACUGCGUCCAAAGCCCGAGAAGAAAAAGAAAAGAAAGAAGGGCGAGGAAGGCAAGCCAAAGACCAACACCGAAAGCGAGCAAAGUGCCUGGGAGCCAAACCGCGAGCACGAUCGAGCCGAGGAACGCACAGAGAAAAUUGCGCAUUUCCCUGGAUUGGCUCUCCCGGACGACGAGGACCGGGCCCAGCACUUCGACAGCCUCGAUAGCAAGGUCGCUGGCGAGACCCUUACCGGCCUCGAAAACCUCGUCGAGCGCCUGAAAGACAGCGAUGUUGGUCGACAUCGAGAUAAGCGAAGGAGGAGCCCAAGCCCGGACGAAUAUCGUCGCCGCAGCCCGAGUCCUCGUGGGCGGUACGAUGAUCGCCCGCGCCACGGUGAUCGCCACGGUGAUCGCCACGGUGAUCGCCACGGUGAUCCAAGCCGGGACCGCUCGCGAUAUGACAGCCGUGACGGCAGUCGGUCUUUGCGGGGCUCGGCUUCCAUGGACGACCACGAAGCUGUUCUAUACAAGAUCUACGAUGGCAGGGUGACCAACGUCAAGGACUUUGGUGCAUUUGUGCAGUUAGAAGGCAUCCGAAAGAAAACCGAGGGGCUUGUGCAUGUUGGGGCCCUCCGCGCCGGUGUCCGAGUCGACAAGGUUUCGGACGUUGUUUCGCGAAACCAACGAGUCAAGGUCAAGGUGAUGAGCAUCGCGGGAUCGAGAGUCAGUCUGUCCAUGAAGGAUGUCGAUCAAGUUACCGGCCAAGAUUUGAGCCCUGGGCUGCGAGUUCGCACGAAGGAGGAGAUCGAGGCCGAGUCUAUGAGAAACCCGGAGCGACCCAUCUUGACCUCCUUUGGCGAUGCCCCAGUGAUCGAGGAUCUGACUGUGCCGACAUCCAAGGUCAAGCGCAUCUCAUCGCCGGAGCGCUUUGAGAUCAAGCAGCUCAUCGCAUCCGGUAUUUUGCAGCCCAAGGACUACCCCGACAUUGACGAUGAGCAAGGCGUCCUUGCCUACGAAGAUGCCGAGGAAGAGCUUGACAUCGAGAUCAAAGAUGAGGAGCCUGCCUUUCUCAAGGGCCAAACCAAGCAAAGCAUCCAGCUAAGCCCCAUCAAGAUCGUCAAGAACCCAGAUGGAAGUCUCAAUCGCGCAGCUCUCGCCGGCGCGGCGUUUGCCAAGGAGCGCCGAGAGAUCCGGUCGCAACAGGCGGCUGCAGAGUUCGAUACUGUGCCUCGCGACUUCAAUUUGCCCUGGAUGGACCCGAUGGCCGACGACUCCGAUAAGCAUUUUGCCCAAGACCUCAAGGGAUUCGGAUACAUGGGCGAGGAGAGCCAGCCCGAAUGGAAGAAGAAAACAAUCAACGCCGCAACUACCUACGGCAAAAUCACGAGCCUGAGCAUAAAGGAGCAGCGCGAGUCGCUCCCAAUCUUCCGACUCCGCGACAACAUCAUUCAAGCUGUGAGCACCUCGCAAGUUCUGGUCGUCAUUGGCGAAACCGGGUCUGGAAAGACAACACAGAUGACGCAGUAUUUGAUGGAAGAGGGUUUUGCAGACAUGGGGAUGAUUGGAUGCACACAGCCGCGUCGUGUGGCUGCCAUGUCGGUCGCCAAACGCGUUGCUGAAGAGGUCGGAUGUCGGUUGGGCGAGGAAGUUGGCUAUACCAUCCGUUUCGAAGACUGCACGUCGCCACAGACACGUAUCAAGUACAUGACCGACGGUAUGCUUUUGCGUGAGAGCUUGAUCGACCCCGAGCUGAAAAAGUACUCCGUCAUCCUUUUGGAUGAGGCCCACGAGCGCACGAUGCAUACCGAUGUUCUCUUUGGCCUGCUCAAGAAGACCCUGCUCAGGCGCAGCGAUCUCAAGCUCAUUGUCACGUCGGCCACCAUGGAUGCCGAAAAGUUCUCAAACUACUUUUUCAAGUGCCCCAUCUUUACGAUUCCAGGCCGAACUUUUCCUGUCGAAAUUAUGUUUGCAAAGGAUCCAGAGUCCGACUACCUCGAGAGUGCCCUGAUCACCGUCAUGCAGAUCCAUCUGUCCGAACCCCCCGGUGACAUUUUGCUGUUCUUGACCGGCCAGGAGGAAAUCGACACCGCCGCCGAGGUUCUCUACGAGCGUAUGAAGGCCCUGGGACCGAUGGUGCCAGAGCUCAUCAUUUUACCAGUGUAUUCUGCCCUGCCCUCGGAGAUGCAGAGCCGAAUCUUCGACCCAGCACCUCCCGGAUCUCGAAAGGUCGUUUUGGCGACGAACAUUGCCGAGACUUCAAUCACGAUCGAUGGUAUUUACUACGUGGUCGACCCCGGCUUCGUCAAGCAGAACACAUACGAUCCAAAAUUAAGUAUGGACGCCUUGGUUGUUGUGCCUAUAUCUCAGGCACAGGCGCGCCAGCGCUCCGGACGAGCCGGACGAACAGGACCUGGAAAAUGCUAUCGCCUUUAUACCGAGGCUGCCUUCCGCAACGAGAUGCUUCCAAACUCCGUCCCUGAGAUUCAGCGCAUGAAUCUCUCCAAUGUCGUAUUGAUGCUCAAAGCCAUGGGCAUCAAUGACCUUCUCAACUUUGACUUUAUGGACCCUCCGCCGGUCCAGACCCUGAUCACGGCAAUGGAGCUUCUCUAUCAGCUUGGCGCAUUGGACAACGAGGGCUUGCUCACGCGCCUAGGCCGCCGCAUGGCCGAGUUCCCGCUUGAACCGUCUCUCGCCAAAAUGCUGAUCCUCUCGGUCGACAUUGGAUGUUCUGACGAGAUCCUCACGAUCGUGGCUAUGUUAUCGGCGCAAAACAUCUUCUAUAGACCCAAGGAGAAACAGGCUGCAGCCGAUCAGAAAAAGGCCCGGUUUCACCAGCCGGAAGGCGAUCAUCUGACGCUCCUCACCGUAUACAAUGGUUGGAAGGCCAGCAAGUUCUCGAAUCCCUGGUGCUUUGAGAACUUUAUCCAGGCGCGAUCCAUGCGCCGUGCACAGGAUGUUCGAAAGCAGCUGCUAACUAUCAUGGAUCGAUAUAAGCAGGACGUCAUUUCCUGCGGCAAGAACUACAACAAGGUCCGGAUUGCCAUCUGCGGUGGAUUCUUCCGCCACGCAGCCAAAAAGGACCCACAGGAGGGCUACAAGACCCUGGUCGAGGGUACCCCCGUAUUUAUCCAUCCAAGCUCAGCCCUCUUCAACAAACAGCCCGAGUGGGUGAUAUACCACGAGCUGCUGCUGACAACUCGAGAAUAUAUGCGCGAGGUCACCGCCAUCGAGCCAAAAUGGCUCAUCGACGUUGCCCCGACAUUCUUCCGCAAUGCGGACCCCAACAAGAUCUCCAAGCGCAAGCGCCAAGAACGCCUUGAACCGCUUUAUAAUAGAUACGAGAAGCCCAACGAAUGGCGUAUUUCGAGAGUCCAGCGGAGUCAUCGGGUCAGCCAGACCUUCUAGAUUGUGUGCCGAUAUCUCCCGCUUUGUGCCUGUAUUCGUGAUGAGCUAUGCUUGCAUAAAAUCGAAAGCAAACGAGACACUCCAAGCCCCGGGGCCGAAGCGGCCUCCCUCGGCCGAGGCGCUGUCACUUGCUGACCGUUUGGACAUGGUCGCUCUCGGGUACCAACUGCGAUGGCGAGGGCAACGGUGAUCAUUCGAUUGGAAAGUGCAAUUGCUUCACGGUGAACGAUUGUGCCACCAAGCAGCACUCCGGUGCCGUAUCAAUACAACCAUCGUCGGCCCUGGUCCUCCACAUGGUCUGGGUCCUUUGGAAACGGGCGCUAUCUGACCG